AUGGCGGCUACAGCGGCUUCACCGGUCCUCGAGAACAGCUCGGCAAUUUCGGCAGCCGAGCUGCAAAAAGUCGCACACGCAAAGGUCAAAGUCGAAGAUUAUGUGACAAAGAAAAACGAGUUGCUCGAGGAUUUGUUCGAAUUGGAGAACACCGAAAAAUUUAUCAAAGAGACCACGAAAACGAUUGAUGAGCUGAAUAAAGAGAAAGAGGAGCACUCGGAAAUUAUUCAAAUGAUAAAUCAGGACAAGACAGAUUUGGAACGGGAAAUCGAGGAGGCUGAAAAUGAAAAAAAAGAGAGGGAAUCAAAGAUUAUCAGAAAAUAUGAGCUUCUCAUGAAGAUUAUGGAGCAAACCAAUGAAAAGCUUCGUGAUAGUGGUGUCGACUUUGAGAUCAAAGAAGACGAUCUUCCACAGACGAAUCUUAAAAGAGAGCCGACUCCGCAAUCUACUCCGUCGGUAUCUGCCAUGCCUUCGCCAUUCGGCGGCUUCAACUUCAAGCAACUCGGAAGUCUCCUGCCGCCGAUGUUUUUCGAGCAAUUGCAAACGUUUCCCGGCGGCGGAGGACCAACUCAAUUCCGGGCGCCGCCACCCCAUCUUGCCGCCAUGCACCAUUUGAAACCUUCCGAUCACCAAUCGCCACCAAUGAAGACGUGCCAAUCGUGCUUCCAGCAGAUUCAUCGAAACGCGCCAAUAUGUCCAAUGUGCAAGUCGAAGAGCCGCAGCAAGAAUCCGAAGAAGCCCAAGAAGAAGGAGAUGUGA
Messenger RNA from Caenorhabditis bovis, 759 nucleotides. NCBI's taxonomy places the organism in Eukaryota, Metazoa, Nematoda, Chromadorea, Rhabditida, Rhabditidae. The record is from the annotation of a GenBank genome assembly.